Oryzias melastigma (Indian medaka) is the source of this 11071-nucleotide messenger RNA. Its product is annotated as triple functional domain protein. Gene Ontology annotation, molecular function: protein kinase activity; ATP binding; guanyl-nucleotide exchange factor activity. Gene Ontology annotation, cellular component: cytoplasm. NCBI's taxonomy places the organism in Eukaryota, Metazoa, Chordata, Actinopteri, Beloniformes, Adrianichthyidae. Bases 1028 to 10159 code for a protein of 3043 amino acids. The record is from RefSeq and is a predicted model, not a curated record. The transcript is spliced from 62 exons. Gene Ontology annotation, biological process: protein phosphorylation.
AAAACUUGGUCCUGGGAGGAGUUUGGUGAAGCCAUGGAGAAGGACUAUCAGUUUUCCUCGUAGAGAUUCUGGCAAAUCAUCCGGCGCCUCAGGAGGGGAAAGCAGUUUUCUGCAGGCACCAUUUUCAGUGCAGGUGGGGAUCUGCUGACCUCAACUGGGGACACUGUCAGGCGGUGGAAGGAAUAUUUUGAGGAUCUCCUCAACACUGCUGACAUGCCUUCCCUUGAAGGAACAGAUUUUAUCAUCAUCAUUUUACUCAGUCAUCUGGCAUGGGUGCAUUUUUGAAGGUUGAUAAAAAACAUAAAACCUCUUAAUUUAGGACUAGGAGUGGAUAAAAAAAAAACGUUUAUUGUACUAUUAUAAGAUAAUUUAAAAAAAAAAACUUAAAUGACAAAAUGGAACAAACCAAUUAUUGGCCAAUGAAACGAAGAUUGAUGGCAGAUGUCAGUUCCAGUUUCUACCAGCAGAUGGAGCCAUGGAGCCAAAGAAAGAAGAACUGUGACAGAACUUUGAUCAACCCAGCUGACCUGUUUCUGUUUGAACCCAAACGUAUCCUCUGUAAAUGAGUAACUACUCAUUUGGACAGAUUUCUACACAGCAGAAACAAGUGAAAAACUAAAGCGUGUAUAUCACGACAUAAAUAAGUUCUUGGGUGAAAAAACGUGAUUUCCACAGAAGCAGAUUUACGGUUAUGAUAUUAUUCUUCAGAGCACUUCAUAGAAGUUGGAGCGCCUCGUGCUCUGAUGACCCACUGAGGAAUUACUUCCGAAAGCACGCGGAGCCAGCCCCUCCCGCUCCCUGGACUCUCCCCUCGGCCUCACUCCGAGGAGGAACCCGGUGCCCCCGGCAGACCGUUUCCAAUUACGCUCCCCCAAGAUGGAGGACUGCAGAUGGCUCGGCUAAUGUUCAGGAGCCGCCGUGACCGUCCAUGUGGCAUUAAGGAGGCUUUUGUUCAGACGGGAGUGGCUGUACACCGUAGCUGUCGGUUUGGGGGGGAGAUCCUGAAGUCCAGGUCGUAGCAGCAGCCAUGAGCUCCGGAGAAGGAGCUGAAGAGACGAAGGACGCCGGGGAUCUGGAGCCGCUGAAGAACGGCUUUUGGAGAAAUGAGGAGAUGAGAGCGAUGGAGGUGCUUCCUAUACUCAAAGAAAAAGUGGCCUUUCUAUCUGGUGGAAGAGACAGGCGGGGAGGUCCUGUGCUAACAUUCCCAUCACGCAGCAACCACGACCGAAUACGAGCCGAUGACCUGAGGAGACUGGUGGCCUACCUCUACAGCAUCCCCAGCGAGGAUGUGUGUAAACAUGGCUUCACAGUCAUCGUUGAUAUGCGCGGCUCCAAGUGGGAAAGCAUCAAACCUUUCCUGAAGAUCCUGCAGGAGUCCUUCCCGUCCUGCAUCCACGUCGCCCUCAUCAUCAAACCGGACAACUUCUGGCAAAAGCAGAGGACCAACUUCGGCAGCUCGAAAUUUGAAUUUGAGACCACAAUGGUGUCACUAGAGGGCCUGACUAAGGUUGUGGACCCCUCCCAGCUGACAGCAGACUUCGACGGCAGCCUGGACUACAACCAUGAGGAGUGGAUCGAGGUGCGUGUGGCGUUCGAGGAGUUCUCUGGUCAUGCCACCCAGAUGCUGGCUCGACUGGAGGAGAUGCAGGAGACCGUGUCCAGAAAAGACUUUCCUCAAGACCUGGAAGGGGCUAGGCAGAUGAUAGAGGAGCAUGCCUCCCUAAAGAAGAAGGUCAUGAAAGCUCCCAUAGAAGAACUGGACACGGAAGGACAAAGGUUGCUCCAGCGCAUCCAGAGCAGCAAGUCCUUCUCUGGCAGCGGCGGCAACACCGCCAGCAACACAGACACCCAGAGCCUGGUGCAGCGGAUCACCCAGCUGCUGGACAAGCUGCACGCCACCAGGCAACAGCUCCACCAGUCCUGGCACGUCCGCAAGCUCCAGUUGGACCAGUGCUUCCAGCUUCGCCUGUUUGAGCAGGACGCCGAGAAGAUGUUCGACUGGAUCAUGCACAACAAGGGUUUGUUCCUGGCAGGCUACACGGAAAUCGGCAACAACCACCCCCACGCCGUGGAGCUGCAGACCCAGCACAAGCACUUUGCUAUGAACUGCAUGAACGUGUACGUGAACAUCAACCGGAUCAUCUCGGUCGGCAAACGGCUCCUGGAUUCGGGUCACUAUGCGUCGCAGCAGAUCAAGCAGAUCUCAGGCCAGCUGGAGCAGGAGUGGAAGGCGUUUGCCGCCGCUCUGGAUGAACGCAGCACACUGUUGGAGAUGUCAGCCAACUUCCAGCAGAAAUGUGACAAGUACAUGAGUAACGUGGACUCGUGGUGCAAGGCGUGUGGAGAGGUGGAUCUUCCCUCUGAGCUGCAGGACCUUGAAGAGGCCAUCCAGCAUCACCAAGGCUUGUACGAGCACAUCACUGCUGUUUAUUCUGAGGUGAGCCAAGACGGCAAAGCUUUGCUGGACAAGCUGCAGCGACCUCUGACCCCGGGCAGCACGGACUCCCUGACAUCGUCAGCGAAUUACUCCAAAGCGGUGCACCACGUCCUGGACAUCAUCCAUGAAGUGCUGCAUCAUCAGAGGCAGCUGGAGAACAUCUGGCAGCACCGCAAAGUGCGGCUCCACCAGCGACUGCAGCUCUGUGUCUUCCAGCAGGACGUCCAGCAGGUGUUGGACUGGAUUGAAAACCAUGGAGAGGCCUUCCUCAGCAAGCACACGGGAGUGGGGAAGUCGCUGCACCGAGCCCGGGCCCUGCAGAAACGACACGAGGACUUUGAGGAAGUGGCUCAGAACACCUACACCAACGCCGACAAGCUGCUGGAGGCGGCGGAGCAGCUGGCUCAGACGGGAGAGUGCGACCCAGAGGAGAUCUACCAGGCGGCCCACCAGCUGGAGGACAGAAUUCAGGAUUUCGUACGGCGUGUAGAGCAGCGCAAAGUCCUGCUGGACAUGAGUGUGGCCUUUCACACGCACGUCAAAGAGCUGUGGACGUGGCUGGAGGAGCUCCAGAAAGAACUUCUAGACGACGUUUACGCCGAGUCUGUGGAGGCCGUCCAGGAUCUGAUCAAGCGCUUUGGACAGCAGCAGCAGACCAUGCUGCAGUUCACCGUCAACAUCAUCAAGGAGGGGGAGGAGCUCAUCCAGCAGCUGAGGGACUCGGCCAUCUCCAGCAACAAGACGCCGCACAACAGCUCCAUCAACCACAUCGAGAGCGUCCUCCAGCAGCUGGACGAGACCCAGGCUCAGAUAGAAGACCUGUUCCAGGACAGGAAGAUCAAACUGGACCUGUUCUUGCAGCUUCGCAUAUUUGAGAGAGAUGCCAUCGAUAUCAUCUCUGACCUGGAGUCGUGGAACGAGGAGCUGACGGGUCAGAUGAAUGAUUUUGACACGGAGGACCUGACGGUGGCGGAGCAGAGGCUGCAGCACCACGCCGACAAGGCCCUGACCAUGAACAACCUCACCUUCGAUGUCAUCCAUCAGGGACAAGAGCUGCUGCACUUUGUCAACGACUUCCAGGCUUCUGGUGUCGUGCUGCUCUGCGAUCGCGAUGUGGACAUGGCCACUCGGGUCCGAGAACUGCUGGAAUUCCUCCACGACAAGCAGCAGGAGCUGGAUUUAGCAGCCGAGCGGCACCGCAGACACUUGGAGCAGUGUGUGCAGCUGAGACACCUCCAGGCUGAGGUCAAGCAGGUUCUGGGCUGGAUUCGUAACGGCGAGUCGAUGCUGAACGCCGGCGUCAUCACAGCCAGCUGCCUGCAGGAAGCCGAGCAGCUGCAGCGCGAGCACGAGCAGUUCCAACAUGCCAUCGAGAAAACCCACCAGAGUGCUCUGCAGGUCCAGCAGAAGGCAGAGGCUUUACUCCAGGCCAACCACUACGACACCGACCUGAUCCGAGACUGUGCGGAGAACGUGGCUUCCCACUGGCAGCAGCUCAUGCUGAAGAUGGAGGAUCGGCUCAAGCUGGUCAACGCCUCCGUGGCCUUCUUCAAGACCUCUGAGCAGGUUUGCAGUGUGCUGGAGAGCCUGGAGCAGGAGUACAAGAGAGAGGAGGACUGGUGCGGGGGCGGAGACAAGCUGGGUCCCAACUGUGAAACGGACCACGUCACCCCAAUGAUCAGCAAGCACCUGGAGCAGAAGGAGGCCUUCCUCAAGGCUUGUACUCUGGCCAGGAGAAACGCUGAUGUCUUCCUCAAGUACAUGCACAGGAACAGUGUCAACAUGCCCGGUAUGCUGAGCCACGUCAAAGCGCCAGAACAACAGGUCAAAAACAUCCUGAAUGAGCUGCUGCAGAGGGAAAACCGUGUGCUCCACUUCUGGACCUUGAGGAAGCGGCGGCUGGACCAGUGUCAUCAGUACGUGGUCUUUGAACGAAACGCCAAACAGGCUCUGGAGUGGAUCCACGACACGGGGGAGUUCUACCUGUCCACACACACAUCCACCGGCUCCAGCAUCCACCACACACAGGAGCUCCUGAAGGAGCAUGAAGUCUUUCACAUCACUGCCAAACAAACCAAGGAAAAGGUGAAGCUGCUGAUCCAGUUGGCCGAGGGCUUCUGUGAGAAAGGUCACAGUCACACCGUAGAGAUCAAGAAGCUGGUGACCACCGUGGACAAACGCUACAGAGACUUCUCCAUGUCCAUGGACAAGUACCGCUGCAGUCUGGAGAAAGCCCUGGGCAUCUCCACCGACCCCAACAAAGCUCAGAGCAAAGAUCUCCAGCUGGACAUCAUCCAGGCCUCUGCACCGGGGCCAGAGGUCAAGCUGAGGGACGCCGCAGCACAUGAGCUGAACGAAGAGAAGCGCAAGUCUGCACGCAGGAAGGAGUUCAUCAUGACUGAGCUGAUCCAGACAGAAAAAACCUACGUCAGAGAUCUGCGGGAGUGCAUGGAUACCUACAUGUGGGAGAUGACCAGCGGAGUGGAGGAGAUUCCUUCAGGAAUUGUCAACAAGGAGUACAUCAUCUUUGGAAACAUGCAGGACCUCUUUGAAUUCCACCAGAACAUCUUCCUGAAAGAACUGGAGAAAUACGAGCAGCUCCCCGAGGAUGUUGGACAUUGUUUCGUCACCUGGGCCGAUAAGUUCCAGAUGUAUGUGAACUACUGCAGGAACAAACCCGACUCCACUCAGCUCAUCCUGGAACACGCUGGAAACUACUUUGAUGAAAUCCAACAGCGCCACCGCCUGGCCAACACCAUUUCUUCCUAUCUGAUCAAGCCAGUGCAGAGAAUCACUAAGUAUCAGCUCCUUCUGAAGGAGCUGCUCACCUGCUGCGAAGAGGGGAAAGGAGAGAUCAAGGAGGGCCUGGAGGUGAUGCUCAGCGUUCCCAAGAGAGCCAACGACGCCAUGCACCUCUCCAUGCUGGAAGGAUUCGAUGAAAACCUGGAGUCACAGGGAGAGCUCAUCCUCCAGGAUUCUUUCCAGGUCUGGGAUCCAAAGACUCUGAUCCGAAAGGGUCGAGAGCGCCACCUGUUCCUCUUCGAGAUGUCGCUCGUCUUGAGUAAAGAGGUCAAGGACUCAAACGGCCGGAGCAAAUACAUCUACAAGAACAAACUUUAUACGUCCGAGCUGGGAGUUACGGAGCACGUCGAAGGCGAUCCCUGCAAGUUUGCUCUGUGGGUGGGGCGCACGCCCACCUCUGACAACAAGAUCGUGCUCAAGCUAAGUCAGGGAGCCAAACAUGGAGCGACGGCUUCCAAUAUUGAGAACAAGCAGGACUGGAUCAAGCACAUCAGGGAAGUGAUCCAGGAGCGAACCAUUCACCUGAGGGGAGCUCUCAAGGAGCCCAUCCACAUUCCCAAAACCACUACAGCCAAGCACCACAAGGGGCGGAGGGAUGGAGAGGACCUGGACAGUCAGGGUGAAGGCAGCAGCCAACCGGACACCAUCUCACUGGCAUCUCGGACCUCUCAGAACACGUUAGACAGCGAUAAGCUCUCUGGGGGGUGUGAGCUGAUCGUGGUGAUCCACGACUUCAUGGCGAGCAACAACAACGAGCUGACAGUGCGCUGUGGCCAGACGGUCGAGAUUCUGGAGCGGUGCCACGACAAGCCCGACUGGUGCCUGGUCCGGACCAUAGACCGCUCCCCGCCUCAGGAAGGCCUGGUUCCCUGCUCCAUGCUCUGCAUCGCCCACUCCCGCUCCUCCUUGGAAAUGGAGGGGAUCUUUAACCACAAAGACACUCUGUCGGUGUGCAGCAAUGACUCCAUCAUGGCCGGUUCUUCUGCCACGCUCCAGCCGGGUCACGGCAUCAGCUCUCAUGCCUCUCCCGGGCCCAAACGCCCAGGUAAUACCCUUCGAAAGUGGCUCACCAGCCCAGUGCGCCGGCUGAGCAGCGGCAAAGCAGACGGCCACGUGAAGAAGCUCGCCAACAAGCACAAGAAGGGCCACGACGUGAGGAAGAGCAGGGAGAUAACCGUGGGCUCCCAGAGAGACUCGGACGACUGCGCUGCCACUCCUCAAGAUGAAAUGCUCGAGGAGAGAGUUCGUAACGAGGGCCUGUCAAGUGGAACGCUGUCCAAGUCCAGUUCAUCAGGCAUGCAGAGCUGCGGGGAGGAGGAGGGGGAGGAGGGCGCAGACUCUGUCCCUCUACCGCCCCCCAUGGCCAUCCAACAACACUGCCUGCUGCAACCAGAGUCACAGGAGGACAAGACGUCCUCAUGGCUGUCCGUCCACCCGUCCAGCUCAGAAACACCCAGCACUGCUGAACUCGUGAGCGCCAUCCAGGACUUGGUCAAAAGCAAGAUGGCUCCAGAGGACAGAGCGAGCUCUCUGUCAGCGGACCAGACAGACUCUUUCAACCCCUCCUCCUCCAUGGAAGAGAUGGACGAACGCCGAUCCAGCAUCCUCACCAAAAGACGGGUCAUCUUGCUGGAGCUGGUGGAGACGGAGCGAGAGUACGUCAGAGAUCUCUGCGUGUUGGUGGAGGGCUACAUGAGCAAGAUGGCGGAGGAGGGAGUCCCUGACGACAUGAAGGGGAAAGACAAAAUAGUCUUCGGCAACAUCCAUCAGAUCUACGUCUGGCAUAAAGAUUUCUUCCUCGGGGAGCUGGAGAAGUGUCUGGAAGACCCCGACAGACUGGGACCGCUCUUUCUCAAACAGGAGCGAAAGCUAAACAUGUACAUUACGUACUGCCAAAACAAGUCCAAGUCGGAGCACAUCGUCUCGGAGUACAUGGACACCUACUUUGAGGACCUGAGGCAGCGUUUGGGUCAGCGCCUGCAAAUCACCGAGCUGCUCCUCAAGCCCGUCCAGAGGAUCCUGAAGUACCAGCUGCUGCUGAAGGAUCUCCUCAAACACUCCAAAAAGGCUGGACUGGAGUCUGUGGAUUUAGAGAGGGCGGUGAAGGUCAUGUGCAUUGUGCCAAAACGCUGUAACGACAUGAUGAACAUCGGCCGGCUGCAAGGAUUCGAUGGGAAGAUUGCAGCCCAGGGCCGGCUGCUGCUCCAGGACACCUUCAUGGUGUCCGACCCGGAGGGGGUUCUGCUCGGUCGGAUGAAGGAGAGGAGAGUGUUCCUGUUUGAGCAGCUGGUCAUCUUCAGCAAACCCCUGGAUCAACAGGCGGGUUUGGGUCUGCCGGGCUUCCUCUACAAGAACAGCAUCAAGGUGAGCUGCUUGGGCCUGGAGGAGAGUGUAGAAGGCGAUCCCUGCAAGUUCAUCCUCACUUCUCGCUCGCCCGGCGGCGCGCUGGAGUCCUUUGUGCUUCACUCCUCCCACCUGGGCGUGCGUGAAGUUUGGACUCUCCAGAUCCAGCAGAUACUUGGGAGCCAGAGGAACUGUCUCAGUGAAUACCAGAACCACGUUGAAACGAGCACUUUUGUGGAGGCAGGCAGCGCCGUUUCUGGAUCGUCUCUCACUACUGGUGAAGGAAAUUUCCAAAGUGGCCACAACCACUCCGGGCCCCAGGGGGGCUCCUGUCGGCCGUCCAGGAUCCCACAGCCUGCCCGUUUGCACCUGCGCCCCCACCUGGGGAGCGAUCCGGAGGGACCCAGCAGGAUUUCAGGUUCGACCCCCCGCCCCGUCCCUUCUCCCGCGCUCCCUGUUGGGAGCAGUCCACGAGGCAAGUGCUCUGUCCAGACCUCAGAGGACAAGGCACUUGCCCCCCCUUCUGCCAGCACCACACCCCCCAACCCAUGUGGGUCUUUGCCCUCCACGCCAACCUCCAAACCACGGCAAGGAGCCGUGUCCCCCAUGGCCUCCCCCCUGGUCCCUCCUGCUUUUGGCAAGGAGGCGUUCCCCCCUCCACCAUCUAGCCCGUGCCAAAAGCUUGGACCAGGAUUCUGGAGCUCCGUCCCAGGCUCUCCAGUUAGCCGGCCCGGCGCGUUCACCUUUUCAGGGGAAGGUGGCGAGGUCCAGGUCCGUCAGGGCUCAAACCUCCAGAGUGGCUGUGGGAGUCAGAUCCAGAGACUCUCCGUGCACAGCAAGGAGGCUGAUCGCAUGAGCACAUGCUCCUCAGCCAGCGAGCAGUCUAUCCAGUCCACCCAGAGUAACGGGAGUGAAAGCAGCAGCAGCAGCGUGUCCACCAUGCUGGUGACGCAGGACUACAUGGCGGUGAAGGAGGAUGAGAUCAGUGUUGCUCAGGGCGAGGUGGUCCAGAUUUUGGCCAGCAACCAGCAAAACAUGUUUUUGGUGUUCAGAGCUGCAACCGAGCAGGGCCCCGCCGCCGAGGGCUGGAUUCCUGGAUUCGUGCUGGGACACACGUCAGCGGUCGCUCCCGACGCCACCGACAUCAACAUCAACAGGAAGUCUUCGUCCUGGCACGCAUCCCUGCGCAUUCGGAAGAAGUCUGAGAAGAAGGAAAAGGAGGUGAAGAAGGAGAGCAAACUGGAAAACGGCUACAGGAAGUCCAGAGACGGAACGCCCCAUAAGGUUUCUGUAAAGCUUCUAAACCCAAACUACAUUUACGAUGCUCCUCCAGAGUUCCUCGUCCCCCUGAGCGACGUGACGUGCGACAGCGGGGAGAGCGCCAUGCUCAGCUGUAAGGUCUGCGGUCGACCCCGCCCCACCGUCAGCUGGAGAGGACCCAACCAGAACCACCUCACCAACAACGAGCGCUUCAGCAUCACGUACAGUGACUCGGGAGACGCCACGCUGCGGAUCAUCGGCACGGCCUCCGAGGACGACGGCGUCUACACCUGUGUUGCUACCAACGAGCUGGGCAGCGUCAGGUCGUCGGCCAGCCUCCGCGUGCUGGCCGUGACCACGGAUGGGGUCCAGGUGAACUGGAAGGACAACUUUGAGUCUCACUACAUGGAGGUGGUCGAACUGGGAAGAGGUCGUUUCUCUGUGGUGAAGCGCUGUGACCACCGCAGUACCAAACGCACCGUGGCCGUCAAACACAUCAACAAGAAGCUGAUGAGGAGAGACCAAGUGACCCAGGAACUCAACCUGCUCUGGAGACUCAAACACCCUCACAUCGUGAGCCUGCUGGACACCUUUGAGACCUCCAGCAGCUAUGCCCUGGUUCUGGAGCUGGCGGAUCAGGGACGUCUGCUGGACUACAUCGUGAGCUGGGGGAACCUGACCGAAGAGAAAGUGGCGAGCUACAUGCGCAACGUCUUAGAAGCUUUACACUAUCUGCACAAUUGCAGGAUUGCGCACCUGGACGUGAAACCUGAGAACCUCCUGGUUACCCACAAUGCCAGUGGCCAACCAGUCGUCAAACUGGCAGACUUGGGUGACGCGGUGCAGCUCAACAGCGCUCAUUACAUCCACCCCCUGCUGGGCAGCCCGGAGUUUGCGUCGCCCGAGUUGGUUCUGGGCGAGCCGGUGUCACUGUCCUCCGACCUGUGGAGUGUGGGCGUGAUGACCUACGUGCUGCUGAGCGGCGCCUCCCCCUUCCUGGACGAGAGCGCGGAGGAGACCUGCCUCAACAUCUGCCGGCUGGACUUCAGCUUCCCCAGAGACUACUUCCACGGCGUCAGCCAGGCGGCGCGGGACUUCGUCUGCCUGCUGCUGCGCACCGAGCCCGGCAGGAGGCCGCCGGUCGGCCUCUGCCUGCAGGAGGCGUGGCUGCGGGCCGGGCAGAGCGGCAGGGCGGAGACCUGCCUGGACACCUCGCGCCUCAUCUCCUUCAUCGACAGGAGGAAGCAUCAGACGGACACCCGGCCCAUCGGAGGCGUGCGGAGCUUCAUCCAGAGCCGGCUCCAGUCUCAGAUCUGAGCGUUUGCUUUGAUCAGCACUGAUCUCAUCCUCCCUCACUGUCGUCAGAGUUAUUCCCCCUUUAGGUUCCCAUUAGCAGGAGCAUUAAGGAAAAAUCCCGUUUAUCACAUUGAAGCUGCUGCUGUGGACCAUGAAACCGAUCAGCAGGAACAAGCCUUAUCCUGAACCAGACCCCCAACGCUGGAGCCGGAGCCUGAAUGUGGACAAUGAACUGUAAACGCACUUGUGAUGUUUUGUUUAUCAUGUGCAAUGUUGCGGCUUUAAUAUGUAUGCAAGUAUUUAUGAAGAUUUCUGAUUAAAUCAAGGGACUGUUCUCUGUGUGACAGACUCAACCUGCAAACCCUGGAGAGGAAUCCCACUUUUGUACUGUGCGCCUGCGUACGAUUGUCCUGAAACAGUCGUGUUGGUACACCAAAGUGACUCUAGCUUUAUAGUACUUGAUACACAGAGGAUUUUGAUGUACUCCUGCUGGUUUACAUGAGCAGAAACACUCCUGGAGGCUUUUCUAAAAAGACAGGAGCGUGAAGGACAUUUCAAACAGUGUUUUACCUUCAGUGUAGAUAUUUGCUGUCAAUAUCUUUCAUUAACUUUAAAAGAAAAAUGGUUUAAUGAUGCGGCUUUUCCUAAAGCGAAGAGUCACAAAUGAGACUAACCCAGAAUCGACGCCUUGCUGGCUUUUAUUUAUUUUAAGAGUUGUUUGCUUUAGGCCAUUAAACAACAAACUGCGACUGUUUACCUCGGUUUGAGUUUGUUUACCAUUUUGUCCUUUUUUGCUGUUUCAUAAAUGACACAUGCUAAUUUUAUUUCUUUUUUAAUCUUUGCAUGUAUAUUUCUUUGUACAGAUCACACACUUACCUGUAAAAAAUAUCAUUUUGCCAUGAGUUAUUUGAAGAUUAAACGAUAUAAACACGU